AUGGAAUCGCGAGAUGCUGCAAACCUCGUCGCCCCGGAUGGUCCGAUAACACACCUCGCCGCCCGUGCGGUGAACGCGACCUCUUCUUCUCUCGGCCCGGCCGCCGCCUUUACCCAAGGCCUUAAUGGCGUCAAUCAACCCCUCAAUUACCUCUACGUCAACGUUCUCGUCAUCUCCUUCUGCGGCCUCCUGGCAAUCACGCUCCUGUACCGAUGGCUGCAAAUGGGCAACUCACACAUCCGCCACCUCUGCGCAAUGGGCAGGUGGGAGGAUCAGCGGUAUUGGAUGUUCAACAGAGGCACCUUCUGGCCGGCCAUGAAACAGCGCCUCAUCUACGCCCCGCUCUUCCACAAGCGACACAACCGGGAGAUUCAAUUGUCAAAGGCCAUCAACGUCGGCACCCUCCCGUCGCGAUACCAUACCAUCGUGAUCAUGCUCUACCUCUUCAGCAACAUUGCAUACAUCCUCGCUCUACCGUACACGGAAUCGUCAAAGGCUGCGUUAUGGGCAGCCAUCCGUGGACGAAGCGGUAUCCUCGCCGUGCUGAACCUCAUACCUACCGUCGUCUUCGCUCUCCGCAAUAACCCCCUCAUGUCCCUGCUGGGCGUCUCCUACGACACCUUCAAUCUCCUCCACCGAUGGUGCGCACGCGUGAUGGUCAUCGAAGCCACCAUUCACACCAUCGCAUGGGCCGUCAACUCAAUGGCGGCAGGUGGCCUGACAUACCUCAACUCCUCCCUCACCGACAGCGUGAGCUACACCUGGGGCAUGGUGGGCAUGGGCGCCUUCUUCUUCAUCUUCCUCACCGCGUGCAGCCCGAUCAGACACGCCUUCUACGAGACGUUCCUCAACGGCCACCGCAUCCUCGUCGCCAUCGGGAUUGUAGGGGUCUACAUCCACCUCGAUGCUGCUGGCCUGCCUCAAGUCCCAUACUGCCAGCUCGUCCUCGCCCUUUGGUUUGCCGAAUACGUCUUCCGCACCGGCCGCAUCCUCAUGUACAACUUUAGCAGACAAAAAGGCAUCACCAAAGUCACCGCCGAAGCCCUGCCCGCCGAAGCCUGCCGAGUCACUUUUGAAAUCUCGCGACCGUGGCAUUGGAAGCCGGGAUGCCAUGUUCACGCGUACCUUCCGAUGAUCGCGCUCUGGUCAAGUCACCCCUUCUCCGUUGCAUGGGCGGAGAACCGGUCGAGAGAUGCGUCGCUCGCGCCGCCGGCUUACGAAGCAGACGACACCAGCAUGGCGUUUACACGAGGCGCAGACGUGUCGACCGUCUCCCUGAUCAUCCGUGCGCGCACGGGCAUGACACGCAAGCUCUACGAGAAAGCAGCGGCAUCCCCAACGGGUAUCAUCACCACCUGGGGCGCCAUUGAGGGCCCGUACGGCGGACACGAGUCCUUCACCUCGUACGGCACAGUUAUUCUCUUCGCCGGGGGCGUAGGCAUCACGCACUGCGUCGGCUACGUCCACCACCUCCUCUCACAAUACCAAGCAGGCACGACCGUGUGCCGCAAAAUCCUGCUCGUCUGGUCCGUCCCGAACACCGAAGCCCUCGAAUGGGUGCGGACGUGGAUGGACAAGAUCCUGCGGAUGGAAGGGCGGCGCGACGUGCUGCGCAUCCAGCUCUUCGUCACCAAACCGCGGCAUCGCGGCGAGGUGGUGUCGAACACGGGCUCCGUGCAGAUGUUCCCGGGCCGCUGCAAUCCGCAGACGAUCCUGCAGAAGGAAAUGCAGGAUCGCAUUGGCGCGAUGGGCGUCACGGUUUGCGGACCGGGGGCGUUUGCGGAUUCGGUGCGGGCGGCGGUGCGCGACGUGACGACGGAAGGGUGUGUGGAUUUCAUCGAGGAGGCUUUCACUUACUAG
Messenger RNA from Neohortaea acidophila, 1860 nucleotides. Its product is annotated as putative FRE ferric reductase-like transmembrane component. Gene Ontology annotation, molecular function: ferric-chelate reductase activity. Gene Ontology annotation, cellular component: plasma membrane. The coding region runs from base 1 to 1860 and encodes 619 amino acids. The transcript is spliced from 2 exons. NCBI's taxonomy places the organism in Eukaryota, Fungi, Ascomycota, Dothideomycetes, Mycosphaerellales, Teratosphaeriaceae. The record is from RefSeq and is a predicted model, not a curated record. Gene Ontology annotation, biological process: intracellular iron ion homeostasis; copper ion import; iron ion transport.